GGAUUUGUUGAUAUGAAUACCCGAACGGCGUUCUCUCCAUCUAGGUUAGGUACUCAACCAUACUGUUGGUCUUCACAGUGUCCCAAGCUUUGAACCCAAAAGAUAAUUAGGUUAGAGGUACUUAGUGUUGUCCCUUUUCACAUGACCGUGAGUCACUGCAUUCAACGACAAACAAACUUCCAAAACAUCACCAUGAUGUGUAAGAUAAACCUCUUACUGCUAGGCUACUGUUGCCAGGUGACUGCGAGCACCUGGCGUAUGCCUGACGUGGUUACAACCUCAACAGCCGGCAGAUCUGCCAAGGCAACUUAUUUGCCUGACUCACGAGCCUCGUAUAAUUAUUUAAAUCCAUCUUCUGCGUGCAUUCAAUCCCGUCGAAUUCAAAAUACUCAAAUCUCAAAUCUUUACACAUUAAACUAGGUAGCCAACAAGCGUACCACAUGAACCCGCUCACAAUGGCUACCGAAAAAGCCUCAGACGGACAGGCUGAUGCCGCCUCGUUCCUAUCCCUCCUGGAACCCCUCCCUGACCACGGCGUGAGCCUCGAUACAGCUCGGUGCCUAACCGCGAGGAUUGACCACCUAUCCCAACAAGUAGACCGCUUCGACAAGAAAGUAAACAGCAUCGCGGAAAGCGUAGCCAACGUGGUUCUCCUCGUACAAGAAAUCAUCCGAAAAGACAAGCCAUCCGAACCGCCCAUUCAUCAUCAUCAUUAUCAUCAGCACCAUCACCAUGAGGCAACGACCCCAAAUGCCGUCGUACAGACUCCCCCGUCUAUUCCCAUCCCCAGUGUUGCCUCCCCCCCAAUCCCGCAGCUCAGACGAGAGGAUAUCGGCCGCUUCGACCCCGGCCACGCCGACGAGCGGGGAACGGGCAUGGUCGUUGUUCCCGACGGCAACAGUAGCGCUGCUACUACUGCUACUACUGCCACUACCACCGCCACCACUACUGUCGUCAUCUUCACAGACGUCGACCUCUUCGUCGAGCACAUCGAAUUCUUCCUGCAGGACCCAACCACAGCCCCGUCCAACGAGCGGCAAAUCCUCUCGUGGCUGGAAGCCCUGCUGCGGGGCGCGGCAGCCGCGUGGUGGAGCCGGGAGCUGACGCGGGAGGACCGGCGGGCGCUGCGGCGCGCGGGGCUCGGGGAGGUGCUCGUGGACCUGUCGCGGCGGUUCGCGGCGGACGCGGCGGUGGCGGCGGUGCGCUUCGACCACGGCAAGCUGGGGCUGCGGGAGGUGGCGCACGACGAGCACCGCGUGGUGCAGUUCGUGCGGGCGAAGCUGCGGUGGGCGCGCGACAUGCGCCUGCUCGACGAGCGCGGCCGCGAGUGGCUGUUCGUCAUGCUCCAGAUCUGGUUCAGCAUGGACCUCGACAUCCGCGGCAUCUUGCGCCCGCCCUCGCCCCGGCACACGCUCGAGCUGUACCUGCGCGAGAUCUGCGAGGUCACUCCUGCUCUGAUGAGCCGGGCGCUGCAGCUGUAUCCUUGAUUAGGUACCUAGGUAGGGGGAAAGAGGGGGGGCUAGACAAAAGUGGUGAAGAUUCGAGCAAACGAGUUCCGCGGAUAUGGCCGCCAAUGGACCAACAGUGUUUGCAUCGGGAAGCUAUGACUACCUAGGUACCUACCUAUAGCACCACAACCGAAGACCACGUUCUAGCCCAUGAUAUCAAGGGGAUCUUCGUCAGACUUCCAUAUUCACACACCUUGCUUGAGGAGGGAGAAUUUACCAUGGUUGGGGACAUGGACAUAUCAUAUCGCAC
Messenger RNA from Daldinia caldariorum, 1758 nucleotides. RefSeq lists its product as uncharacterized. The coding region runs from base 441 to 1487 and encodes 348 amino acids. NCBI's taxonomy places the organism in Eukaryota, Fungi, Ascomycota, Sordariomycetes, Xylariales, Hypoxylaceae. The transcript has a single exon. The record is from RefSeq and is a predicted model, not a curated record.